GAUACCGGUAUGAAACUCACUACAAUCAUACGGCACCCCCUCAAUCCGAGAUCGUCGACGUCCACGUCAUCCACAUCGAAGCAGCAGCCAUGUCGGGCGGGCACUUGUCCAAGGAGUUCUUCGAGCUGGUCAAGUCGAUCGGCGAGAGCAAGUCAAAGCAGGAGGAGGACCGCAUCAUCAUCCAUGAGGUGGCACAGCUCAAGCGCAAGCUGAGCGAGGUGACGGCCACCUCCAGCACGUCCAGCAGCCUGGUGAACAAGCGCAAGCGCGAGUUCCUCAUUCGCCUCAUGUACGUGGAGAUGCUGGGCCACGACGCGUCUUUCGGCUACAUCAAGGCCGUGGAGAUGACUGCCAGCACCAACCUCAUGCAGAAGCGAGUGGGCUACCUCACAUGCAGCCUCUGUCUGUCACCCACACACGAAUUCCGCUUCAUGAUCAUUAAUCAGCUGCAGCGAGACUUGCAGAGCUCCAAUCACCUCGAAGUAUGCGCUGCUUUAAUGGCGGUCUGUAAGCUUGUAACCGUGGAGAUGGUGCCAGCCGUGCAGCCCAUGAUCCUCGAUCUGCUGCGUCACGACGCCGAGCUCGUCCGCAAGAAGGCAGUGAUGGCUAUCCACCGCUUCCACCAGCUUAAUCCAGAUUCGGUCAGCGAAGCAGGAGAUGCACUGCGUCGUACCCUGUGUGAUCGCGACCCCAGUGUCAUGGGAGCCACGCUGUGCAUUCUGCACGACCUGGCGGAAGCCACCCCCACGGACUACAAGGACCUCGUGCCCAGUUUUGUUAGCAUCCUCAAGCAGAUCACGGAGCACCGUUUACCACGUGAGUUCGACUACCACCGCAUUCCAGCGCCGUGGAUCCAGAUCCGUUUACUGAAGAUCCUGGCAUUGCUGGGCCAGGCCGAUCAGCAGACCAGUGAGGGAAUGUAUGAAGUGCUACACGAUGUGAUGCGUCGCGCUGACACUGGCAUCAAUGUGGGCUACGCUAUCAUCUACGAGUGCGUGCAGACGGUGACGACGAUCUAUCCGAACAGCACGUUGCUCGAUGCCGCGGCUGCUAGCAUCUCGCGCUUCAUCUCGAGCGAUAACCACAACCUUAAGUACUUGGGUGUCACCGGACUUGCUGCUAUUGUGAAGGACCACCCGCGGUACGCUGCAGCGCACCAAAUGGCUGUCAUUGACUGCCUCGAAGAUCCGGAUGAGACGCUUAAGCGCAAGACGCUGGAUCUGUUGUACCGCAUGACGAACCCCGUGAACGUCGAGUUCAUUUCGGACAAACUCACGCAGUUCUUGCGUGAAGCUUCGGAUGUUUUCCUUCGCACAGAACUGGUGUCGCGUAUCACGCAAUGUGCUGAACGUUAUGCUCCCAGCAACGCCUGGUACAUCCAGACCAUGACGAAUGUGUUUGAGCUCGGUGGAGACCUGGUUCGCCCCGAAGUGGCGCAUAACUUACUGCGUCUGAUUGCUGAGGGAAGCGGUGAAGACGAAGACCAGGAUAUGGAGCUGCGUCGUGACGCGGUGGAUACGUAUCUGGAACUUCUUGAGCGCCCCGUACUACCGGACAUCUUGGUCUGUACCAUGGCCUGGGUCCUUGGCGAGUACGGCUACUUGUCGGACGCCAUGGAGCUGGAAGAAAUCUGCGAGCGGCUUGUGGAGCUUGUCGACCGCCCGUUCGACCAGGAAGACACGACACGUGGCUACGUGCUUUCAGCCGUGACGAAGAUCACGGCUCAGAUGGGACAUACUAUUGAUGUGGCCGAUGCUAUGAUGGAGAAGUAUAAGAACAGCCGCAGUACGGACCUGCAGCAGCGCUGCUUCGAAUAUCUUGCGCUUACCAAGAACUUCCCCCUUAUGAACGAGGUCUUCCCGGAGGACGCUAGCUGCGAGGACAUUGAGGUUGACCCCAACCUCUCGUUUCUCACGAGCUUUGUUGAGAAGGCUGCGGCUCAGGGAGCACCGCUUUACGACCCACCAGAGGACUCGGACGAUGAGGAUGAAGGCUAUGGACACCGUCGCAACGGCGGAGAUUCGAAUCGCCUGAACUUUGAAGCAUACAAGAAGCCUGAGAUCCCGUACCCGACGAAACUUCCUCCUGCGGACCAGCAAGGUGCUUUUGGAGUCAACAAAUGGGGUGGCAAUGGCGCUCAGGGUGGUAUGCCAGGAUUGGGUAGCUCUGGAGGCCCCGAUCCUACCGGGGGCUUUGGUGCUGGAAAGCGUGGAGUGGUCAAGAAUGUGUGGGGUCCUACGGGUCUUAACACGCCUGAUAAUGCGCCACCCGGACAACCUGGUGCUGGUGGCCCUGGAGGUUACCCGUCCGACCCAUACAGCCAGGGCAACCAGGGCAAUAUGGGCGGCCAGGGCGCCUACGGUGGACAAGGUGGCUAUGGUGCUCAGCCUCCUGCCUAUGGUGGUCAGGGAGCUUACGGCGCGCAGCCUCCGCAACAGCCACCUCAGCCGGACUACGGUGCUCCUAACAACUACGAUAAUGGUGAACCUUCGAGCGAGGACGAAGCCAACGGCAAUGUCGACGAGCGGCAGAUUCUGGCUUCCGCCAUCUUUGGUGGCAUCCCCGGCGCACCGGCACCGAUGCCUGGUGCUCGCCGCGUUGGCGCCAGCACCCGUGCAACCCUCAACUCAAGCCGUCGUACCGGUCGCUCGUCAUCGCGUCGUGCAUCGAACCGCAAUGAACAGCAGCAACAGCAGCAACCACCCCAAGCUCAGGCCCCGGUGGAGCAAGCACUGCCUCCGCAGCAACAGUCGAAGGUGGAGAUGGACUUGCUCGACAUUUCAUUUGACGCCCCAACUGCUCCGCAGAACGGAGGUAUGUUCCAGCAGCCUCCGCCACAACAACAACAGCCAAUGAUGAACGCAGACCCGUUUGGAAUGGGUUCUCCGCUGGCACCAGCGGCUGCUCCUGAAGCUAGUUCUCCUGCCCCCUCCGCGUCGUUGGACCCCUUCGAUAUGUCGGGUCUCGGCUCGAGCAUGAACGCUGCCGUUGAGCUUGGCAAGAGCCCUUCUAAUGGUUUAAACAUGCUGGGCGGCAGCAGCAGCAACACCAGUGUGUUCCAGUACAACGGACGUCAGCUAGAGCCUUGGCAGAUCACUACACAGGACUUUGGAGGUCGCUGGGGCACAUGCCCAUGCGAGAAGAAAACAAAGGUGAACCCGAGCGGUAUCCGCACGCUUGAGGACUUCAUGGGCCGCAUGCACAUUUUCAACGUGCACACCGUCGAGGCCAUUCCGACCACCAACGAAGCGAUUGCUGCUUGCCGUCUGGUGAACUCGGAGCAUGUAGGAUUGAUCCACGUGAAGAUCCGUAGCGGUGGCUUCGUCGAUCUGACUGUUCGCACCGCCGAUAUGGACUUCACCGACCAGCUCCUGGAGGCCACAGCUCAGCGACUCAAGUAAGAGAGCCGACAAAUAACUCGGCAGCAAAUGCAAAUGUUUCACGUGAUGGUACAGUAUCCCUGCUUCAGUGUUUGGGCUUGUCAUGGCUUAUUAUGUACUACUACAGACUUGUAGUAUGAAAGGGGCCACUUCAACUUGCUGUGGGUAUUAUAAUAACUAUCCUGCGACGGGAUAGAAUUCACGUAGCGGAGCAGCCAGAGAGAAAUACAUGUCAGUCAGCAACGCCGGACAAAAGAGAAUCCAGGUGCGUGCAUUAUGGUGCCGUGCGUAGCAUGUCAAGUAGUGGCCUAAUCAGCAAGAGAAUGACAAAAUAGCAAACGGUGGUACGUUCACUGUACGUCGUUCACUACUACAUUUAAGUAGCCAGUUCAAAAGUGGGACC
Messenger RNA from Phytophthora nicotianae INRA-310, 3783 nucleotides. RefSeq lists its product as hypothetical. The transcript is spliced from 3 exons. The record is from RefSeq and is a predicted model, not a curated record. Lineage: Eukaryota; Oomycota; Peronosporomycetes; Peronosporales; Peronosporaceae. Bases 90 to 3401 code for a protein of 1103 amino acids. Gene Ontology annotation, molecular function: clathrin-cargo adaptor activity. Gene Ontology annotation, biological process: intracellular protein transport; clathrin-dependent endocytosis. Gene Ontology annotation, cellular component: AP-2 adaptor complex; membrane coat; AP-4 adaptor complex.